CGCUCAUUUUCUUUUCUCCAGCCCAAGUGCCCGCGCCUGGCCCCCCCGUUUUCUAUUCCUCUUCGCCUUUGCUUUCUCCGUCGUCGUAUUCUCCGUUAUUAUGUCCUCUCGCGACGCGUCCAAGGGUGUUCCGUCAGGUCUCCUGGCUUUCCCCAGCCUGUCUUCGUCUCUGCAUACACUACCACAAGCGACCAGCAUGAAGAGCGUCUCGCUACAUCCGAACAUGUACAACCAGCCUGCUAGUGAGGCGAAACUACAAAAGGCCUUGUCGUCAAAGACCGCCGCAGCACAUCCAUCGCAGAAUCCUGCUAUGACUCCGUACAUGCGACCUACUACCCCAUCGUCACAUUGCGAUUCCUCGCCUCUCAUGAUGCGCAAACCGCAAAAAUCAAAAUGAACGCGUCGUUCAACCACCAUUCUUCUUCCCCUGGGCCUUUUGAUGUUCAUUUAGAACGUUCACAGGGACUUUGUAGGACACCCCCCCCCCUCUCUUGGCUGUUUGCUAGUCUUCGGCUAUAUGCUGCAUUUUGCUUUCGUCCGGCUUUCGUUUGCAUCGCAUCACAUCACAUAGACCAUCAUGCAUUUUCAUUUCAUCGUUUUCAUCUUAUCAUUUAUUUUGGGCUUUUUGUGCAUUUCUACCUUACUCUAUAAUUUGUGGAUAUUAUAGUAUAGAUACCUUCGGGUCCUGCAAUUGUAUAUGGGUACUGCGUGCUUUUUCGGAAUUCCCUGUCUGUUGGUUAUUUUGACGUGAACGUGAACGUGAGCAUUUG
Molecule: messenger RNA, 770 nt
Organism: Guyanagaster necrorhizus
Lineage: Eukaryota; Fungi; Basidiomycota; Agaricomycetes; Agaricales; Physalacriaceae
Exons: 4
Coding region: 101-397 (98 amino acids)
Source: RefSeq, a predicted model, not a curated record